This is a messenger RNA of Cheilinus undulatus (humphead wrasse), 998 nucleotides long. RefSeq names its product protein lifeguard 3-like. Gene Ontology annotation, biological process: negative regulation of apoptotic signaling pathway. The record is from RefSeq and is a predicted model, not a curated record. Bases 1 to 981 code for a protein of 326 amino acids. NCBI's taxonomy places the organism in Eukaryota, Metazoa, Chordata, Actinopteri, Labriformes, Labridae. The transcript has 11 exons. Gene Ontology annotation, cellular component: Golgi apparatus; endoplasmic reticulum; membrane.
AUGACAUCUAAUACUGAUAAUCCUCCAUCCUACGAGGCUGCACUGCACCAUCCAAAGCAUGGAAACUACCCAAGCUGCCAGCCACAACACUGUUCUGCCCUUCCACCACCUCUGUCUUACAGCCCAAGUUCUGGCAUGUGUCCUGUUCAGCCUUGCUACUGGGGUCAUGGGGGGAUCCAGCCACAAGAUGGGAUGUGGGAAGUCCUCGGAUUACCUCCAUCCAGGGCAUCAAACACAAUACCAACUCUGUCAGCUGGAAUGCUUACAUCCAACCCAGGAGACAUGGAGGAUUACCUGAGCACUCUGGGGGAAAGCACUUCAAUUCGGCAUGCCUUCAUUAGAAAGGUUUACUUUAUUUUAGCAACACAAGUAGCCAUCACCUGUUCAGUUGUCGCUGUCUUCACAUUUGUUGACCCAGUAAGGCUGUUUGUCAUCAGACACCCUGGCAUCUACUGGGCAUCUUUGGUGGUGUAUAUUUUGGUUUACUGCAUUCUCAUCUGCGGCAAAAAAAUCAGGAGGCAAUUUCCAUCAAAUCUUCUGCUGCUGGGAAUAUUUACCUUGGCCUUGUCUUUCAUGUCUGGGACAUUAUCAAGUUAUUAUGAAACAAAAUCUGUGUUUCUUGCCAUGGGAAUAACAGCAAUAAUUUGUGUCUCUGUUACAAUCUUCUGCUUUCAAACCAAGGUGGAAUUCACCUCAUGCAGGGGAUUUUUUUGUGUUCUUGCUGUUUUGCUAAUAAUCAUUGGGAUUGUUUCAGCCAUCAUCCUCUCCCUUCAAUAUGUCCCCUGGCUACAUAUGCUUUAUGCAUCUUUUGGAGCAAUUCUUUACACUCUGUUCUUAGUAUACAACACCCAGCUGCUUAUUGGAAAUCGGGAGUUGACUGUCAGCCCAGAGGAAUACAUCAAUGGAGCUCUCUCUCUGUACAUCAAUGUUGUUGAUAUAUUUCUCUUCAUUCUACAAGUGAGCGGAGCAGUCACUGGCUAGAGCUUUCAAUUUGCAAG